GUUGUGCGGCGCGUCGAGCGGCCGAGCGGCGAGCCGUCGACUGCCAGUCUGAGCCUGACUGGCGGUGCAGGAGGAGUGGCGUCGAGUCCUUCCACCUCGUCUUCGUGUGCACGCGGAGGAACUUUCAUUCCCCAACACAUCGUGCAGUGAUAACCAAACAAUCAACGAUUUACCUGAAGUAAUAAGGGUGGAUCUUGAGAUUCCCCUGCACGUGCUUGCGGCGGAGUGUUAUGUGAAGGGCGGCUGUGGGAAGUCUGCCUACCGUGAGUGAGUGAGAGUGGUCAGUGCAGCAAGAUGGCUCACCCUUCGCUUCUCAAGAGCAUUGGGGAGACGGUGCAGGGACACGAGGGGCCCGUCCAGCUCAACGAGGUGUGCGGCCCUGACAAGGUGGUCGGCCUCUACUUCUCGGCCCACUGGUGUCCCCCCUGCAGGGUGUUCACGCCUCAGCUGGUGGCGUUGUACAAGCACCUGAAGGAGAACACAAAGCACCAGCUGGAGGUGAUCUUGGUGAGCAGUGACACGGACGAGACUGCCUUCACCGACUACUUCAGGGACAUGCCGUGGCUCGCCCUGCCCUUUGCCGAUACCAAGAGAAAGGUAGGUGACGUAAUGUCCUCCCUCACACCUGCUGGAGGAGGAUAAAGGGAAACUGGGGUU
Messenger RNA from Scylla paramamosain (green mud crab), 657 nucleotides. RefSeq lists its product as uncharacterized. The coding region runs from base 295 to 642 and encodes 115 amino acids. The record is from RefSeq and is a predicted model, not a curated record. The transcript is spliced from 3 exons. NCBI's taxonomy places the organism in Eukaryota, Metazoa, Arthropoda, Malacostraca, Decapoda, Portunidae.